Molecule: messenger RNA, 5236 nt
Organism: Toxorhynchites rutilus septentrionalis
Lineage: Eukaryota; Metazoa; Arthropoda; Insecta; Diptera; Culicidae
Gene: MED14
Product: mediator of RNA polymerase II transcription subunit 14
Exons: 6
Coding region: 297-5096 (1599 amino acids)
Biological process (GO): regulation of transcription by RNA polymerase II
Cellular component (GO): core mediator complex; mediator complex
Molecular function (GO): transcription coregulator activity
Source: RefSeq, a predicted model, not a curated record
CGAAAAUGCCACUGUGUUGUUUUGGCUUGUUCUGAAAGUGUUUCACCAAUUUUGGUGAUUUUGCCGUUUUUCCUGUUCCACAAAUGAAAAUUUAUGCUCAGGAUUGAGAAUAAAUGUGUCCUUAAUUCGAAAAUUUCGAAUCGGAAGUUUAUUUUGCCGAGCAAACACGACUAUUUUUGUGGCUUCCAUAUUCUCAAAGAACCACACGGAUUGGUGUGGCGGACCCGGGGAGGGAGUGCUCUAACAAGUGAAUAUUAAGACUUAUUGCGCUUUGAGGUGUUUUAAACUUUGGGAAGAUGACGCCACAGCCCCUGGAACAGGGGGGAGCUGUCACUAGCUUCAUCCCCACUGGACAGGAAAUGGCCCAGCGUCAGAAUCUGAUACCUCUGGGAAGGUUGAUUGAUUUCAUCAUCCAGCGGACGUACCAUGAACUGACAGUGCUGGCGGAACUCCUACCCCGCAAAACUGACAUGGAACGCAAAAUUGAAAUCUACAACUUCUCCGCUAGUACCCGGCAGUUAUUUAUUCGACUGCUAGCGCUAGUCAAGUGGGCAAACUCCGCUUCGAAAGUUGACAAAUCGGCCAAAAUUAUGGCCUUCCUGGACAAGCAGUCAAUUCUGUUCAUUGACACCGCUGACAUGCUUUCGCGAAUGGCACGCGAAACUCUGGUGAAUGCCCGACUGCCCAAUUUUCAUAUUCCAGCUGCGGUGGAAAUUUUAACCUCAGGCACCUACUCUCGAUUGCCCUCCAUUAUCAGGGAACGUAUUGUUCCCCCGGAUCCAAUUACGCCGCUCGAAAAACGUCAAACACUGCAGCGUUUGAAUCAGGUCAUACAACACAGGCUAGUAACGGGGAAUUUGUUGCCGCAACUGAGAAAAUUUAAGAUCGAAAAUGGACGGGUGACCUUCAAGGUUGAUCACGAGUUCGAGGUUUCGCUGACCGUUAUGGGGGAUGGACCGAAUAUACCGUGGCGAUUGUUGGAUAUCGAUAUUUUGGUAGAAGAUAAAGAGACCGGAGAUGGAAAAGCAUUGGUUCAUACUCUGCAAGUCAAUUACAUUCAUCAACUGAUUCAGGGUCGCAUCGUGGACAGUCCAGAUUCACUCGCAGAGGUCUACAACUGUCUGCAUUAUUUCAGUCAAUCGUUGCAGUUGGAAGUCCUGUACACGCAGACUCUCCGUCUUAUGCGUGAUCGCUUGGACGACCAUAUUCACGUUGAUGAGUAUAUCCCGGGAACGAAGUUAACUGUUUCGUACUGGCGCGAACUGACUAACAAAGAUCCUAAAUCAGAACUUGGCUAUCGGCUCAUGAUUCAAACGGACCAAAAUGAUUCCACCAAACAGCUAGCCAUUUUGCAUAUCCCCUCAAUUGGUAACAAGGAAGUAGACAUCGCAGACCGUGCGGUACGUUCGGAUCUGCUAUCGAUGGAACGCCUACUGGUUCAUACGGUUUACGUACGAUCACUUGCUCGCCUCAACGACCUCAAAACAGAGUUGCAACUAUUCCUCGAUGAGGUUGAUUAUAACAUACAAGGAACGCCCGCAAUGCUGACGGUCCCAGUUUUGAACCCUUGCCUGCGGGCGGAACAAAUUCACAUUACUGUUGACACUCACACCGGAAUGCUGCGCUGUCACGUGCCGAAGCACUUGAACUGUCCAAUCAUGCCGGAAAUGCAACACGCUCUCAACAACGAUAAAAGUAAGCUUCAACAUUUGUUCUCGGAGCUUCGUUACUGGAUUACCCAACGAAGAUGCGAGAAAACGUUGCAGCAUUUACCGGCUACGACGCAAGAGCGGUUGCCACUUGUGUUCCCACCGAAUCAUGCGAUCGAGAAGAUUGGAGCUCACAAAGUCUACAUUCAACUCUAUCGUCACUCGAAUGUUAUUUUGAUCGUCGAGCUAAAGGAAAAAGACUUGAGCCCAAAUGAGAUGACCUACACUUUUUAUCUGGUGCUAGUGAGACCAUCAUCCGUGGAAGACAGUCAGUCCCAGGAUCAAGACCAAUCUGGCGCAUCUGGAGGCGGUAGAAGCUCAACCAGCCAAUCCGGCCCCGGUUCAGUCCCCCCAGGUGGACCUCCAAGUGUCCCAAGUGCCUCUUCUAGUGGUGCUACACAAAACGUACCUUCCUCCGGAACAUCAUCUUCAACCGUGGAAAAUGAUGGAAUGCCAAAAAUGUAUCUUAAAGUGCAAUCUCUCAUCGAAUUCGACACAUUCGUGGCCACUCACGGCCCGGGAACCUAUGUGGAUGAGUACGUUCCAAGUUCUAUGAAACGAAAAUCGCCCUUCGGCGAGGGGUCUUCACCGAAGCAACAGAAAACCAUCUAUCCGGCGUACUUCAUCCCUGAGCUAGCCCACGUUGUGGCAAUGUGUGACGAAAAGCUACCGUUUGUGGCGCUUGCCGCCGAACUGACCAGAAGAAAAAUUCCCAACGGUGGCCUGCAGGUGGAAGCAAAUGCUACCUCUCUGGUGCUAAAAUUGUUGAGUUUGCCGCAGCCGAAAGCUCCACUGGUAUCGGCAUCGGCCGUUGCUUCAUCUCAAACCGGGAGCCAAGAGCAGAAACCGGUUGAACAGAAGGUAGUCAGAGUGCCAAAGAUCGAAAAAGACGUGUGGAACGCGUUGCUUGGAAGACUGCUAUCGGUUUCCGUUCGGGCACAGGUCAACAAAGGCAACCAGACCCGAUUAUGGACAACGGAAUUGGUAUUCUAUGGUACACCGUUACCAAGUACACACCACAAGGAGCAAGGAAUGCGAAGAGCUGUUUAUCUGCAAUAUGAUAUGCUCCCGGUGGAUGCUGUUGACAAAAUUGUCGACAUGAUUCUGAAUGAUUGGUCAAAGAUAGUUUAUUUGUAUACACUGGUGCAUGAUUUUCGUGAACAGAUUAGAAAUGACAAAUACAAUCUGCACAGCAUUGUAACCAUCAAAUCGUACAGUUAUACCAAUCUUUUGCUGGCUUACGGUCCAAAUAAAGAAGUCAACGUGAAUAUUUAUUGGGACAUAGAGGUGAAGGAAUUCAAAAUGAUUUUCACCGGAGGUAAUAAUGCGAUAAAUGCACACUCAAUGAUGCGUGACCAGUUGCAAGCUCAUUUGAACCACAAUUACGACCUUGCCCAAAUAGUGCAUCUGCUGCACGAAACCUACCAGCCGUUGAGUUCCAUUGCAAAACUGCCCAUCAUACCCCAUUUGGCCAUUCUUCAGUCUCCAAAGAUUCCGGUGUUAUCAUUCUGCAUCAUUCCACAAUCACCCACUUUGCUCAGGAUGUCCUUCCAAGGUGUAUAUUGUCUAGAAAUACGAUUGCGUGGCAGUGGUCUCUGUUCGAUACGAGACGGUGCUUGUAGUCGAUUCGAUCGAAGCCACGUGGUUGAAGAGUUUACUCCAACCCAGGGACUGAAAGGAUUCCUCUCGAAGUAUGUUGACGAGUCUGCCGUAUAUCGAAGACGUUCCCAGUCGGAAGAUGAUAAUCCGCCAUCUCCAAUCACUAUGGAGGACCCACACGGGGGACCAGCUUCGGUUGGAUCUGGUUUCCUGGGUGGAGGAAGUAUACGGGGUCCACAAAGCCCACGUGAUCCGGGGUUACGUUUUGCUGCUCCGCUCACCCCACCAACGGGAUCAAAUCCACACACACCGGCGUCACCACAUCCUCAGGGUAUGGGUGGAAGUCAGAACCAUCCAAAUUUCAACAUGACUUCCCCACCAGCACCUCACAUGCCCCACCCGUCACCGAGCGGAGGUCUCAUGCCUUCGUCACCGCUAAAUCCUCAACCUAGCCCUAUGGCGGCACACUCUCCAGGACCAACCAACAUGCCCUACAUGCAGACACACACCGACGGGAGCCCAUUUGCUGCUCUUUCCCCGGCUGCUUCCAACUGGCCAGGAUCACCGGGUAUGCCGAGACCAUCACCACGACCCGGACAGAGCCCUGAUCACAAAACGCAGACUUCUCACCACAACACUUCACGAGUGCUACCGGCGCGGUCAUGGGCAGGAGCCAUUCCAACGUUGUUAACCCACGAGUCAUUGGAUACCCUAUGUCGAGCUACACCUCAUCCACAGAAAGAAAUUCCCGGGCCAGAGCUUAGUCCGCUGGAGCGAUUCCUCGGAUCGGUAUUCAUGCGUCGUCAAUUACAGCGCAUCGUCCAUCAAGAGGAAAAUCUCACUGCCAUCACAUCCAAUGAACCGGGAGUAGUUCUAUUCAAGGCAGAUAAUCUGCAGUAUCAGGUAUUCCUCAACCCAAACCACAUGCAGUCGUUGCAUAUGAAGGUUAGUCAGAUGCCCAUGGCACCAAGCAUGGACGGCAAAACACCGUACCAGUGGGCCCCAGAAGAUCUCCAAAUUCUCGAACAAUUCUUCGACCAACGAGUAGCCGUUCCACCCUACAGACCUGCGGUCGUUACCAGCUUCACCCGGAUGCUGAAUCUACCUUCCCAAGUGAUGAAAGACUUCAUUCAAAUCAUGCGCCUAGAUUUGCUGCCAGAGCUCGGCCAGGGUAACAAAUGGAACGUGCAAUUCAUUCUUCGUAUGCCACCAUCGGCGACCCCAAUCGUUCCGGUCGGAACGACCACCAUUCUGUCGCACAGGCAGAAAAUUCUAUUCUUCAUCCAAAUAACCCGAGUGCCCUACCUUCCGAACAUGGAAUGGAAAGAUUCGGUCACCAUGCUGCUGCCUAUGGUCUACGAUAUGACGGUCAAUCACACCCAGCUGGCGGAGCGUCGUGAGCAAGUUACCCCUCAGCUGACCAGUGCGGUUAGUGCACAUUUGCGACGUUUCGUCGAAUGCACAGUUCUGCAGCCGGGCGAAUGCUCCCUAUUCCCAGCGGUGCGCGAUUUACUCAUGAACAUGACGCUUCCCAACGAGCAGCCUCCUCCAGGACAGAUGGCCAAUCAAAUUGGUCCCAUGGGAGGAUUAGCCCCGGGAGCAGGUCCAGGCCAGAUGGCCCAAAUCGUGCCCCCUCCUGUAGGCGCACAAGUUGGAUCAAGUCCCAACCCGAUGAUGCAUUCACCCAUGCAAAUGGGUGCCACCGGGCAGCAACCGAAUUACGGUGGAAUGGUCGGUGGAGGAGGGCAAUCUGUUGGUCCUGGUCAAGGAGCAGGGGGUCCAAAUUAAAGAUAAAAGUCGCUGGGGAUAUACUUUUUUCUCUGGAAAUAGACACUGGUUGUAUAUCAAAUGUUAGACACAGGAAUGAAUAAUCAAAAUGUGAAUACACAUAUAUGAAAAUAAACAUUCUUCAUAACAAGCUCGAGAAA